Messenger RNA from Sinocyclocheilus grahami, 3588 nucleotides. RefSeq names its product protein kinase C iota type-like. NCBI's taxonomy places the organism in Eukaryota, Metazoa, Chordata, Actinopteri, Cypriniformes, Cyprinidae. Gene Ontology annotation, biological process: protein phosphorylation. Gene Ontology annotation, molecular function: protein binding; protein serine/threonine kinase activity; ATP binding. The coding region runs from base 266 to 1945 and encodes 559 amino acids. The transcript has 17 exons. The record is from RefSeq and is a predicted model, not a curated record.
GGAUCAUUCCGUCUCGAGGCCUGAGCGAGAGAAGGGAGUGUUUCCCGUCAGCCACAGAAGUUUUACUAGUCCUAUUAAAUUCUGUCAGAACUUGAGUAAUAAUAUUUCAGACAGGCCCAUUCUACCACAGGUCAACACUAUUUUGGACCAAAGAAUAAGUCCAGUUUUCUAAUUCCGGUUGUUAUUUUUUUUUCUCCCGUCGGUCGACAUCGGGAUAGCCUCAUUAGCUAAGUUAGCUCACUAGCCGGAGUACGGAGACUUCAUAAUGCCCACGCUGCGGGACAGCACCAUGUCCCACCCCGGAGAAAACCCGCACCAGGUCCGGGUAAAAGCUUAUUACAGAGGGGACAUCAUGAUCACACAUUUUGAUCCCUCCAUCUCCUAUGAGGGGCUGUGCAGUGAGGUGCGGGACAUGUGCUCCAUGGACAAUGACCAGCUCUUCACCAUGAAAUGGAUUGAUGAAGAAGGGGAUCCGUGCACCGUUUCUUCUCAGCUGGAGCUGGAGGAGGCCUUACGUCUCUAUGAACUCAACAAAGACUCGGAGCUCAUUAUUCACGUGUUUCCGUGUGUCCCUGAGAAGCCUGGCAUGCCCUGUCCUGGAGAAGACAAGUCCAUAUACCGUCGUGGAGCUCGACGCUGGAGAAAACUCUACUAUGCCAACGGACAUGCAUUUCAGGCCAAACGUUUUAACAGGCGUGCUCAUUGUGCCAUCUGCACAGAUCGUAUCUGGGGCCUGGGCAGGCAGGGAUACAAGUGCAUAAACUGUAAACUGUUGGUCCAUAAGAAAUGCCAUAAAUUGGUCAUAGUGGAGUGUGGUAGACAGGUAAUACAGGACCCGAUGAUUGGAAGAAUCGAUCCAGGGUCCACUCCAUCAGAGCACGCUGAUCAAGUUCUAGACAAAAAGAACUCAAUGGAAAGUAUCAAUCAUGAGGGAGAGGAGCAUGAGGCAGUGGGCAGUCGGGACUCAGGGAAGGCUGUGUCCAGUUUGGGGCUAACAGACUUCGACCUGCUCCGAGUGAUUGGCAGGGGCAGCUAUGCCAAGGUGCUGCUGGUGCGUCUCAAAAAGACAGAACGCAUCUACGCCAUGAAGGUGGUGAAGAAGGAGCUGGUGAAUGAUGAUGAGGAUAUUGACUGGGUUCAAACAGAAAAGCAUGUGUUUGAGCAGGCUUCCAACCAUCCCUUCCUGGUGGGACUUCACUCCUGCUUCCAGACAGAGAGCAGGUUUUACUCCGCAGAGAUCAGUCUCGCCUUGAACUACCUCCAUGAGCGUGGAAUCAUUUACAGGGACCUGAAGCUGGACAAUGUUUUGCUGGAGUCAGAGGGACACAUCAAACUCACUGAUUACGGCAUGUGUAAGGAGGGACUGAGACCAGGAGACACAACCAGCACUUUCUGUGGAACCCCCAAUUACAUUGCACCUGAGAUUCUGAGAGGAGAAGACUAUGGUUUUAGUGUGGACUGGUGGGCACUGGGCGUCCUGAUGUUUGAGAUGAUGGCUGGGAGGUCACCAUUUGACAUAGUCGGCAGCUCUGAUAACCCUGACCAAAACACUGAAGAUUAUCUUUUUCAAGUAAUUUUGGAGAAGCAGAUCAGAAUUCCCAGAUCGUUAUCGGUUAAAGCUGCUAGCGUGCUGAAGGGAUUCCUCAACAAGGAACCAAAGGAACGCCUCGGAUGUCACCCCCAGACAGGCUUUGCAGACAUCAUGGCCCAUCCUUUUUUCCGAAAUGUAGACUGGGAUCUUAUGGAGCAGAAGCAAGUGGUUCCGCCCUUCAAGCCCAACAUCUCUGGCGAGUUUGGGCUGGAUAACUUUGAUGACCAGUUCACCAAUGAGCCCAUUCAGCUCACGCCUGAUGAUGAUGAUGCUGUAAAGAAGAUCGACCAGUCUGAAUUUGAAGGCUUUGAGUACAUCAACCCUCUGCUGAUGUCAGCGGAGGAGUGUGUGUGAACGGCUUGUGUGUUUCUGUUACGUGCAUAUCAUCACUGCCUUUUCUUGCAUGGUCGCAAACAAUCAGAAAGGAAACAACAACCUGACUUCAUUUUGUUGGGACCAGAUGAAACAUUAACUUUGCCAAACUUCUUUCACUUUCUGCCAUUUGUAACCACUAGUCCUUAAGUCUAUUUUUUCUUGUUUAUUUUUGUGACAUGUAAAUCAGCACUGAUGAAAUUUAUCAGUGCCUUUGUGCAUUGACCAACGUAGUUGGAAUGCCAGUUUUGGAUUACUGAACACUGCAAACUAAAGGAAAAGACUUUAGAAUGACUGUGAUGGUACGCAGGAACUCCUAGUGGUAAUGAUGUUGGAUACACAUUUUAUUUGUAUAUAUUAAAGAGAAUCCAUUGAGCAUAUAUAUUAAGCCAUUUUUAAACUCUAUACCACAUGGGAUAUUUUUUAAGACUUUUUUUUGUGAUUAUCUGCUCUGCCUCUCAGAAAAAAAGUGUAGCGCAAGGAAGAAAAACUUUAUACUUUGUUUUAUUGUUGUUGUUUUUUUAUUAUUUAAGAAUACUGGCAUCUAUAUAGAAUGUGCACAAUAUAUUGAAUCAGAGUUUUCCAUAAGUUGUUUUAAAAUGAUUGGGCAUAUGGCCUCGUCGUAGAUUGAAGUAGGUAUCAAACUUGUAAGAAUGGAGCAGGGAACACUGUUGUAAAUACUGACAAACUGUGAAAGGAGAAGAUUUCUGUAUAGAGGGGGAAGGAAGGAGAAAAAUACAACAGCUUUCUUCAACACAGGACCAAAAUAAGACACUAAAAUGAGUAGGUUCCUGUCAGUGUUCUCCAUAUUGAUGAGGUAAAAGUUUGUUUUUACUCUUCAGCUGCUGCAUGUAUGAAGUAUUUCUCACUUUUUCUUCUUUUAUUUCUUGCUUUUUGUGUUAAAUGUGAUACAUUGCCUUUCUGGGUAUGAUAUUCCGUUUAUAUACUUAACACUGAGCGUCAUCGGACAUGAGUUCAUUGUUUCUCGUUACAGUCACGGUAAAGAUCAGAUGCAUGAUGUAGUAAGGGGCCUUGGAUUGUGUUUACCCUUCACAGCCCCAUCAAUGGCGCCGAGCUCUUUGAGUGGAACGCUUUGUAAACAGAUCAUGUCUGGAUGCAUUUUUGUUUGUUUAUGUGUUACAUUGAAAGGACCUUUGACAAUAAUGACCAAAUGAUGACAUUAAACACAGGCGACUCAUACACAGAAUAACCCUCUCUCAUUCCUCAUCAUGCACAUAUCAACUGGGUUAUAUUUUCACAGAUGUUCACACUGGUUUCGAGCUGUGAGGAACUCGUUAGCAACCCGGCGUUAUAAAUGAUUGAAUCGCUUAAAGCCCUCCAUGCAUUCCCAGAAAAAAAGUAAACAAUGUGCUAUGCUUUAAAGAAGCAACAGGGGGCUGAAGUGGACCUGUUUUUUAUUCUUUGGAUAUUCUGUAUAUUAAUAUUCACAUGGAAAAACACUAUCAACCGACUGGAUAAACUGUACCAGUUUUUUGUUAACACCUAAUUAAAGUAUUUAAGGAAAACUCAACAUCUCUCAAGUGUCAAAGCAAUUUGUUUUGUUGUGACAAUUCACAUCUAACUACUUGUAAUGAAUUUCCUUUGCAAAAUUGAUUACAUAAAAC